Messenger RNA from Mytilus trossulus (common blue mussel), 6552 nucleotides. RefSeq lists its product as uncharacterized. Bases 211 to 5736 code for a protein of 1841 amino acids. The transcript has 19 exons. NCBI's taxonomy places the organism in Eukaryota, Metazoa, Mollusca, Bivalvia, Mytilida, Mytilidae. The record is from RefSeq and is a predicted model, not a curated record. Gene Ontology annotation, molecular function: protein binding.
CGGAUACUUAUUUCCGGCCUACACAACAAUAUUACCACAUGUACAAUAAAAUGGAUUCAUACAAGAUUAAUGAAUUGGAUCCAUUACAUGAACAGUAAAUGUUAUUUGAAAUUCAAAGAUCAAUGAAAUGACACAUUCACCACCUGUUGCAGAAAGAAAACUAUUCAGGUAUUGGAUCAUGAACCAAAAGAUUAAAAGAUUAGGAGAAUCAUGAAUACAGACUUUUUGAAAGACAUCAUACCAUAUCGCUGCCCUAAAUGUGGAGACAGUAGAAAAUUUACAUCUCUAAGAGAUUUAAAACUGCAUCUCAACUCCGAACAUGCAUUUAAAGUUGGAUGUGUUAAACCUAGAUCAAGAACUACAAUUUUUGAUAAUAAGGGACAUAACUCCAGGAAAAAAACUGCAAACAGAGAAAAUUUAAGUCGACAAUGGUCAUCAAGCUACGAUAGUCGGAGAUCAAGUUCUGAAAGUUAUGGAAGAGAAUCUCCUCUCUUCCAAAGUUACAAAGAUGAUGCUAGGGUAUUAGAAGGCCAACUUGAAAGUGCUAGAGAGUAUGAACGCAACAACAGGAGGCAAGGUAAUUAUUUGUCGAGAAGCCAUAGUUAUGAUCCUUUAGACAGCACUGUCAAUAAAUUGAACAAGGAUGUUAUGAGCUCACGUAGGAAUAUUUGGAAGUCCUCUGAUGAAUUGUACAAUGCAGAGGAUGUUCUUAAUGGAGUCGAAACUGCUGCUGAGGAAAGGUAUAAAAGUCAGCAAAACAUAAUACAAAAUUUAGUGGAUGAAUUGCAACAGAAAGAUCUCCAACUUACAAAUGCCAACCGCGAUGCAGAAAGACUUCGUCAGGACAGAGAAAAGCUGAUGAACGAAGUGGAGGAGUUGUUCAAAUCAGCUGAUUUUGGAAAUAAAAAAUUACUCCAAGAACUAGAAACCAAAGAACAGGAAUUAAACGCUGUUAACAAUGAGUUAGAUCACAUUAAACAGACAGCUUCUGAUGAGUUGAAACAUAAAGAUCAGAAAUUGAUAGAAGCUGAAAGAAGUUUACAGCAGAUAGAGUAUGAAAGGAAAUCUUUAGAAGAUGAGAGAGAAAAUUUGAUUGAAAAAGUACAAAUGGACAGUGGGUUGUUGAGGAAAACAUUGGAAAUGAAAGAAAACCAAGUACGAAAGCUUAAUACAGAACUUGAAGCUAUGAAGCAGGAACAAAAUGACCUUUUAUCAGAGAGUAUGGAAUUAUACAACACAGCAGAUCAUGGAACAUCUAAACUGAAGGAUAUAUUGAGAUUACGUGAUUGUCAGUUACGAGAGGCAGAACAGGAACUAAAUAAUAUGAAGGAACUUAAUGACCGUCUGGUCUGGGAAUCAAGACAGCUCACAGAUCAGGCAGAUUCUCACAGCCAGGUUCUUCAUGAACUACUAAGACAAAGAGAAGAUGAGCUGUCAUUGGUUAAACAAGAAUUAGAGUCUACAUUACAGUCAGAUAAACCUAAAGCUGCUAAUGAACAGUUGGAGCAGUUACAACAGAUAGUUCUAGAGAAAACAGCUCAUUUGGAACAAAAAGAAAAAGAGCUGCAGUCAUUGAAAUCAUUUUUAACCACAACAGCAGAGAAAGAAGCAAUAGCUAGAGAAAAAUUAGAAAAGUUCAUAAGUGAUUUGAUAGAUAGGGCCGACAAGGCUGAAAAAGAACUUCUCCAUUUGAAAAAUAACAUCUCAGAUUCGAAAGCAAGAAAGGAAGGAAAUAAAGAGAAUGGUAUAGAAUCAACUGUGGAAGAUUUGGAUUCUGAUGAUGAAAUGUCAGAUGAUUUUAUGGAUUCACAUAGAAAAGCUUCACCAAUACAAAGACAAGUUCCAGUAACAAAAAUCAAGAGUGGUUAUCCCAGAAACACAAGAUUUAAACCUUUAGACCGUACAGUACCAUAUAGCCCUUCACUAUCUGACUCUGGUUACCAUGACAACAAAAUGGCUUCCCCUCAAGGGCAAGCAGAUUGCAUAAAUGAUAUAAAUAUGCGCACAAAAUUUAGUAACAAUGGGACCUUCUCAGGAGAUGGAAAAUUUGAUCAGACUCAUCCGAAAAUGUAUGAUUACAAAUAUUGUACACCUCACAAUAUUGACAAGCGUCAUCUGCAAAAUCCUAGAGUUUCUGGAAUUAUUCCUCAGUUGUAUGAAACAAACAGUCACAGAAACUAUCAGACUUUAGACCACAAUGCAUCAAGAAAUAAAUUAACAAGUCCACAUCAAAAUAGGAAUGAAAAUGAUCCAACAUACAUUUCUUCACAUCAAAAUCCGUUAGGACAAUACAGCUGUAAUAGGGAUUUGCAGAAGAAAGAUGCUCCUGAGGAUAUUUUAUAUAGUCCAUACAAAAUAGACACAGAAAAUACAUUUGAGAUGGAUAGCUAUCCAAUAAAAAAUCAACAUCCUGUUCAGCCAUUUAUAUCUGACCAAUCACAACAGAACUCAAGCCAGUCCUUACCAAUUGCUGGGUAUUAUGACUUACCUGCUACAUACUUGCCUUACAGAUCCAUGCCUCAUUCAGGUACCCAGUAUAUACAUGAUGAAGAGCCAGGACAAUCUUUGUCCAGUUCUUCUAGAAUCAACCUACCAGACAGGUAUCAUGAGCAACCAGAAUUAAGGUCUGGUAGGCACAACCUUCCUGACAGACAUUUGGAUCAGUCUCUAUCAAGUUCUGGUAGAGUUAACCUGCCAAAAGUUCAUCCAUUACAGCCAUCAGGAUCUCCUGGACAUUAUAUUAAAGACAACAGUUAUGGACAGUCAGCUUCUAGAAGCUCUAAGCCAUGUCCAUCAACCAGUUAUUCUGACCAGUAUUUAUCUAGUUCAGAUAGACAAGCACUUCCAAGAAGACAGUACAAAUCUGGUUUAUCAUUGUCUAGUUCAGACAGACAAAAAUUACCUGGUCAAGGAGGAGAUAACUCACUAUCAGAUAUUUUGUCUAUUACUGAUGAUACAAUUCAAAGUGAAAAUAAUUCUUCAUUCCAAAAGAUAAUAGAUGAAAAUGGAAUUCUCUGGGAAUCAGAUACACCCAACAAGCAAAAUGUUUCAGGCAUGGAAAGGGUUCCAUUGGGAAAUAACAAAUAUGGUUCCCCAUUACAAACUGGUUACCUGCCUCAAAGUGCUUCUAGAUUAAAAUUAUCAGAUAAGUUCAUUGAAGAGAGAAAACUUUUUUCUGAAAACAUUAAAAAGAUCAUGAAACUACCAUUUUUGAAGGAAUCUGGAAGUCAAGCAGAACUGACAGAUGAUACUUUGAGAUACAGAUUAGAAAAAGAAAGGUCAGAACAUGAUAAUUAUACACAUAAAUCUCCUAGCAAAUUCUCUUAUGAACAAAGUUUGAAUGCUCUGGCUCCCUUCCGAAAUUAUGACAAUAAUGUUGAAUCAGAGCUAGAAACAACAGACGGUUCUACUCAAACUUGGAUGAUUGACAAGGAAUAUAUGGAAUCUGAUUCGCUGUCAUCAAAUAACACAAGCCACAGGAUGGAUGAUAGAAGUUUAAUGGUAUCUUCUUCAGAAAAUUCUAUUUCAAAUCCCAAAAUAAUUCCAAGCAGUAGAAUGGAGAAUCAUUUUGAGAAUAAAAAUGAACAGAAACCUCUCCAAAACAUGAAAGCACAAAAGAACGCAAAAGCUUUGGAACAAAGUCCCUCAGUCGAGAAUACAUUUGAAAAGAAUAGAAAACAAAGAGACUUGUUUGAAGAAUUAAGACAGGAAAGUUUAAAUGAAAGUAGUUUAAGUUCAACAUCAAAUGAUAUGUAUUCAUCGCCAGCAGAAGGAGGGGAUCAUUUACCAUUUAAUUCUAAGUCUGACAAUAAACCUUUGAAAAAGUAUGAAAGUCCUGCUUCAAUAAGUCCAGUUACGUUUGAGAAAUCUCAUUCAAAUGAUUCUGGAAAUAUUAAACAAUUGACGUCAAAAGAUAUUGGUUCUAAAAAUGAUUUGAUAAAUCUUUCCCCUGAUGAGCCUCAUCACUCAGAUGACUUAAUUUGCGAAAUGAAAAAGGAAUGUGGGCAUAGUGAUAAUUUACUGCUAGAGACACAAGCUGCAACAAUUGUCAACCCAGUACAUAAUACAGACAGUCAUUACCUACAUGACUCUGAUAAUCAAGGGAGAGAACUUAAUAAUUCAGUUGGUAAUUUCCUACACGACUCUGAUAAUCAAGGGAGAGAACUCAGUAAUACAGUUGAAUCACUGACAUUGUCACCUCAAGUUUUAGGUGAUUUUGAAAAUGUAGAAUCUCACACAGAGGAAGAAGUUGAUUCUGUGAUUUAUGACAAGAGCACAGACAGUGUGUGUAGUAAUAAAAUAUUUGGUAGAAAUGAAAGUUUGUCAGUUUUCAGUGAUACUGAUGGUGAUGCUGUCAACGAAGAAGAGGUUCUGCCUCCCAAUGAGGAGGUAAUGACGGUUGGUGAUAGGAGGAAAAGCUUAAGUAGACAGUUAUCCAUAGACGUUGGGAGAACUACUGGACAAAAUAUCCUGGAACAGGUAGAUGAAACUGAUGUAGGAAAUAUUAUGAUGGUAGAAGAAACACUGAUCCCUGAAUCAAUAAAUAAAACAUUUUUUGCACAGCCCGACACAGAAGUAGAAGAUGAAUACCCACAGUCAGUCUCCAGUAUGGACGGAUUUACCCUGUCAAGGUCAUCAUCACAAGAUUCUGUUUUGUCGGAGAGACUAUCUCAGUAUUCUCAAAGGGAGAUAACUAGAAAGAGACGCCAUGCUCUGUGUCGUAUAUUCAGCUUCCUAGACACGACAAGUUUAAUACAAGUAGCUUUAGUAUGCAGGGAAUGGAAGAAAAUCAGCAGACAUCCAUCGCUAUGGAAACAUGUUUAUUUGAAGAACCAGAAGUGUUCUUUAGAGUUUUUACUAAACAUUGCUAAAUGGUGUACUAGUAUGGAAACCCUGCAUUUGGAAGGUCUAAAGACACGAGAAAAGAAAGAGUUUGAGACGGAAGAAGACUACCAUAAUAGGACAAGAAACUAUGUGUAUCUUUACAGGGCUGUUUUAGAACCAGGACUUGAGAAGUUGUUACAAGUUUCUGAGUCAACACUGAAAACAGCCACAAUUAUACACUGUGAGAAUAUCAUCACAGACAAAGGUCUGUGGUUGGUCAGUUGUUACAGUCGUGUUGUCAGGAAGGUUACAUAUAUCUGUAACACAGAUUUACCAGGAGCUGAUGUUAUCUGGGCAUUAGGAGCUGGUUGUCGGGACAUCUCAUAUCUAAAUAUAACUCUUACUGAUCCUAGUUCAGCUGUAGGUGUUAAGUUUAACAACAAAUGUUUACAAGUGAUUUCACAGUUCUGUCAAGAUUUACAGACUCUCUGUGUUUGUGGCACAGAAAUUGAUAUGAAUGGACUUGUGUUGAUAGCUAAGAGUUGUCAAAGGUUGAGUAAGUUAGAGAUACACUAUGGUAUAACAGUUACAGAGGAUACAAUGGUUGCUGUUUCUAGACUAGGAUUACAUAAUCUACAGCAAAUCUACUUCAACUUUACUCCAGUAGAAGCAAAGGCAAUCCUACAAUUGUAUAAAUCUUCUAAACACUUACAGAAGAUACAGAUCUCCCUAGAUAUCUCUUGUUUUGAUUUGAAAGGAGAAUACAAAGAAGAGGAUAAGAUGAAGAAGUAUGCAGAUAUGGUGAAAAACCUCAAGGAGCUUCAGAAGAAACCUGGAGUUGGGAACAUCUUAAAGCUAAGUUGUGGAGAAGUAUUCAUCAAUACAGAAAAGAAAUUCUUUGGGUUGUUUUAAAAUCCAAUAACCCUUUUAACUGUUCUGAAGACAGUAUUGUAAUGAAGAUGCCUUCUGGGAAAAGUGCAAUAUGUCAACAACUAUUAAUUAUUUUUAAUUUAUUUGUCAUACUGACUUUUUGUUUCUUCACUGCAUAUAUACUUUGCAGAUGCAAUACCCAAUGGUUACAUUUUUCAUAUUAUCCUUAUUUCGAGAAAAAAACCAUAUUUCUUUAAACAUGUGUUGGAAUUAUUAUAUUAUUGUAUAUACAUGUAAUUAUUAAGCAUUUAAGUUCUCAUGAUACUUUUAUAUAUAAUAUUCAGUACACAUUAACAACAGUGAUUCAAUCAGGCACAGGACAGUUGCCCAGCUUCUUUUUAGAUGUUCUGAAGGAAUCUGAAAAAUUAAGUUAACAGAAAAAAAGUCCAGAAAAAACUUUGAAAACAAUAGAAAUUGACCUGUUGCUCAUAAUCGAUGUAAGAUAAGUAAUGCUAUAUUUAUAGUUAACUUUCAUUCUAAACAAAUGCUUUUCAAGAGAGGCUUAUAUAUGUUAAAGUUUAAACAGAUUUUGAGACACGGGAAAUCAUAUUAUUGAGAGAUGUUUCAAGUAAUAAAAAAAACAUUAGAAUGUAAAAAAGUGUUGAAAUAGAAUGUUAAGACCAUCUUGGCCCUUUAUCUUUGUAGCAAACCAUACAUUGUGUAAUACUCAAGUACUUGUAAAAGUUGAAAACCUAUGUAAAAAGUAUUAGUAACCCGCUUUGAAGUACUUGUCUUAUUAAAUAAUUUUUAUUGGAAAUUUUACGUUUGUUAAAUGUUUGAGGUUUGCCCAUUAUCAUG